Messenger RNA from Tarenaya hassleriana, 1567 nucleotides. Its product is annotated as protein phosphatase 2C 57. Gene Ontology annotation, biological process: protein dephosphorylation. The transcript is spliced from 11 exons. Bases 129 to 1409 code for a protein of 426 amino acids. The record is from RefSeq and is a predicted model, not a curated record. NCBI's taxonomy places the organism in Eukaryota, Viridiplantae, Streptophyta, Magnoliopsida, Brassicales, Cleomaceae. Gene Ontology annotation, molecular function: cation binding; protein serine/threonine phosphatase activity.
GAGGAGUACCAAAGGGCCUAACCACCGCCACAAACCAUAAGAUUCUCUCCCUCUCUCUCUCUCUAUCUCUCUCUCACUCACUCACUGCUUCUUAUACUGUAACUCGCUUUCGCCUGACUCACUGAGUCAUGGCACUCCUGAGUCCGCAGCUACAGCGAUUCAUCUCUACGAGUCUCUGCCGCCAUGACGCCUCUUCCUGCCGAACCUCCGCCUCCGCGGGCGCCGCCGUCAACAGAGGAGGCGGUGGUGGUGUGGUCUCGGUGGCUCAUGCUCGGCACCGGUGCUCUGCCAUCGCGAUCGAAGCUCCAUCGUCGAUGACGGAUGUGGCUCCGAUCCGAUUCGGGUAUACGAGCUUGCAAGGACCUCGAGAGGAGAUGGAGGAUGCGAUCGUCAUCCGGUCAGACGGCCUCGAUGGGUUCUCCUUCGCCGCCGUUUUCGACGGCCACGCCGGCUCCUCGUCCGUCAGAUUUCUCAGUGAAGAGCUUUACAAGGAGUGUGUCGGGCAAUUGCAAGGUGGGUCGUUGUUGAGUGGAGGUGAUUUCACGGCGAUCAAGGAGGCUUUGCUGAAGGCUUUUGAAAAUGUGGAUCAAAAUUUGCUGAAAUGGCUUGAAGCAAACGGCGAAGAAGAUGAAUCUGGGUCAACGGCCACUGUUUUGUUCAUCAGAAACGGCAUAUCCUUCAUUUCACACAUCGGUGAUUCCUGCGUGGUUCUGUCUCGAUCUGGACAAGCUGAAGAGUUGAUUGAUUCGCAUCGUCCAUUUGGAAGCAGUAAGGCCUCUCUUCAGGAAAUUAGAAGAAUCAGAGAAGCAGGUGGAUGGAUUGUCAAUGGGAGGAUUUGCGGAGAUAUAGCUGUUUCCCGUGCGUUUGGUGACAUUCGGUUCAAGACAAAGAAAUACGAGAUGCUGCAGAAGGGCGUUGAAGAAGGGAGAUGGUCUGAAAAAUUCGUUUCCAGAAUACGGUUUAAAGGGGAUUUGGUCAUUGCAACUCCAGAGAUAUACCAAGUACCCCUCGCAUCGGACGUGGAAUUCGUUGUCUUAGCUUCUGAUGGAUUGUGGGACUACAUGAAUAGGUUUCCUUUUCUUGUGUCUCUUUCCCUCCCGAUUAAUCCGUUAUCUGCAUUUGAAUCUCAAAUCUGUGUUUCCCGUUUCAGUUCAGACGUGGUCAAGUACGUAAGAGAUCAACUCCGGAAACAUGGGAAUGUCCAGCUUGCUUGUGAAGCUCUUGCACAAGCGGCCCUGGACCAACGCUCACAGGACAACAUCAGCAUUAUCAUUGCCGAUAUAGGGCGGACAGACUGGAGAAACCUCCCGGUGCAGAAGCCAAACACGGUGCUUGAACUGGUUCAAGCCCUAGCUACCAUCGGUAUAGUUUCUUUCGGUAUAUGGAUGUCAUCCUACCUGUCUUUGUGAAGAAAUUGGCCGUAGCUCAAUCGUAGUGUACGUACGUAUAUAGUUAUACAUGAAAGAUGAUAACAUGUUCAUGCCAUCUUUUACAGAUUAUUGAACUUGUAUGUAUAGUCAUAUCAUUACGCGUAUAUCAUGUGGUGGAGGUUGCUUCUUCUUCUCAA